Octopus sinensis (East Asian common octopus) is the source of this 1482-nucleotide messenger RNA. Its product is annotated as beta-galactosidase-like. Gene Ontology annotation, biological process: carbohydrate metabolic process. The transcript is spliced from 6 exons. Gene Ontology annotation, cellular component: vacuole. The coding region runs from base 1 to 1461 and encodes 486 amino acids. The record is from RefSeq and is a predicted model, not a curated record. Gene Ontology annotation, molecular function: beta-galactosidase activity; nucleic acid binding. Lineage: Eukaryota; Metazoa; Mollusca; Cephalopoda; Octopoda; Octopodidae.
AUGAUAGAAGUUUUAUAUUUACCAAAAAACACGACUACUGUGCUUCAACCGAUGGAUCAAGGAAUCAUUAGAUCAUUUAAAUCUCAUUUCAACAAAUUUAAAUUUAAACAUAUAAUUGAACAAAUAAACUACGGUGACGCAACUAUUGAAUGCUAUAAAAAAUUAACCCAGAAAGAUGCAAUCUUAUUUUCUUAUCUAGCCUGGAAAGAUGUGUCAGUGGAUACAAUAUCAAAAUGUUUUCAGCACGCCAAAUGGGAAAACAGAAUUGAAGAACCUAUUAUGGGAGACCAUAAAAUAAAAAAUUUCGAACAAAUUAUAGAAAAAUUAAUGAUCACAGAUCCCAUAAAAGAGGAGGAGUUUAUAGACUUUACGUACUCUGAAAAUGACGAACUUCAUGAAUUUGUUCAAAACAAUAACUAUGAAAAUAACGAUGAAAAUGCAAUUUUAGACAGUUCAAUUACUGAAGAUUGUGAAAGAAACAACUGUAUUACACAUCGAGAUGCGAUAAAAUGUAUUUCGGACCUCAAAAAAUAUUUUUCACAUGACGAUAAUUUUGAUGUGAAUAUGCUAGAAAGAUUAUUAAAAAUAAACUAUGAAAAAAAUUGUUUUACCAAAAAUGAAGUUUGCUUCCAAUACGUCUCCGGGACACUCCAUUAUUUUCGAGUGACCCAAGACCAAUGGGAAGACCGGAUCAUCAGAAUGAAAGCAGGUGGAUUAAACGCAAUUCAAACAGAACUACUUCCCAGUACAUACCAAAUGGGCGGACCAAUUAUAAGUGUCCUCUUUACUACUGACGGUGACUGGGAGUCUGCCUUGAAAAGAGGUUCUAUUAAAGGUGUCUACACUGGAGUCGAUUUUGGUCCUGGAGAUAUUUUUAAGGCAUUUUUGGCCAUGAGGAGAGUGCAAGAGGACGGGCCUCUUCUAAACAGUGAGUUUUAUCCUGGAUGGUUCACUACUUGGGGAGGUAUUAAAGUCAAACAAAAUGUAAAUUCUGUCACAAAAAGCUUUAAUCAAAUGCUUUAUAUGAAAGCAAAUAUUUAUGUCUACGAAGGCGGAACCAAUUUUGAAUAUUAUAAUGGAGGCUAUUACAGUGGGCAAAGACUGAGUCCUAUAAUUACAAGCUAUGAUUAUUCUGCUCCACUGGGAGAAGGGGGAACCUACACGCCACUCUAUUACUCCAUUAGAAAUAGUAUAAUCAAAUAUUUGGGCUGGAAUCCCCCAGAAGUUCCCCCUCCUGUAAUAAAUAUAAAAUACCCCAAAAUCAGUUUAUCUCAGGGGGUUGUGUUUGUUAAUGGAUUCAAUCUUGGGAGGUUUUGGAAUAUAGGACCUCAGAGGUCCCUUUAUCUUCCUUAUCCGUUUUUAUUUGAGGGGAUUAAUCGUUUUGCUGUUUUGGAACUGUCUGGUUUGGCUGGAAUGGUCAAUCGUUACUUGGAGUUCUCAGAUGUAGCAAUUUGGGAUUAAAUUAAUUUUUAUAAUCCUUGU